This is a messenger RNA of Ostreobium quekettii, 396 nucleotides long. The record is from the annotation of a GenBank genome assembly. Lineage: Eukaryota; Viridiplantae; Chlorophyta; Ulvophyceae; Bryopsidales; Ostreobiaceae.
AUGGCUACAGUCAAUAUUUCUUUUGGCACUGUUGGAAUCCAGUAUGCACUUGGGGGAAUCUGCUCGGAUGUGGGGUUCUGCCUGCUGGCAACCACCAACAUGGAUGCGGCCACCAUAUUCAGAUCCCAUCACCGCACUGUUCAAUGCAUUUACAGUAAAGAAAGGGCAAUUUAUGCAGCGCUCUCAUCAAGAAAUUGUGCCCCAGUGUGUGCUGGCGUGUUCAUCAAAGAGAUGUACUUGAUCAUCCAGCUGCGAAAUGGGUCACCACAGGGCACACAUUGGAAUUUGUGGAUGGAGUCUGUGUGGACGCAAUCGGAUGGCAGACUGUACUGUGCAAAAUGUUCAGUGAGCCUGUGGGGACGACUGGACAGGAUGGACACUGUUCCCAUGGGCUAG